AUGGGUCUUAAUAUAAGUGGCACUAUUGAUCGUGCUCGCCAUCCUGAACGUUAUCCAGAUAAAUCAAAAGGACCUACAUUUGAUCCGAUGUAUGGUUUUGCUGACGGGCGAAAACCGAAAGUUGCACCAUAUACUGAAGAAGAAAUGCAAACUUUAAAUAUUCCUAUCGAAAAACGCGAUUAUUGUGCUCAUUAUUUUCGUGCUGUUAUGCUAUGCACACAACAGUAUUGGCCCUCACAAUAUGCAUACUGUGAGCCAGAGCGACAUGCAUGGGAUCAAUGUGAAAUAAAAAAUAAAAUUGAUGAUGCGAAAGAAUACGAACGAGAAUUACGUUUACGUCGACGUCGAUUACGUAAAGAAGAACAAACUAAACAUAACCCAACACAUACUGACGAGACGACUAUAUUAAAUUUAAAAACAAAACGAGUUAUGGACAAACGAUUAGAAGCAUUAGUUGAAAGCGCAAUCGAAAAAUUUUCAAUGGUUGGGGUUGAUAUAAAAGGUGUGUUGGUCUGUGAUAAGAGUGGAUUAACAUUGACCAGUAAAGAUGUUACAGUAUCGCCUGGGCCAAUAGCAUGUCUAGCUGAUUUAGCAGCGUCUUUAUCAGGUCGACGAACGACGAUCUGUCUUGAACAUAAUGAAAAUCAAGUACUAAUUCAUCAAGCAGAUAAAGCAGUAGUUGCCGUCUAUACAAACAAUGCUACAUGA
This is a messenger RNA of Rotaria socialis, 708 nucleotides long. NCBI's taxonomy places the organism in Eukaryota, Metazoa, Rotifera, Eurotatoria, Philodinida, Philodinidae. The record is from the annotation of a GenBank genome assembly.